AGACUCCUCCCCCUCACCGUCCCAAUUGUAUUCCCUGGAAGAGCAGCCGGAAAAGCCUCCGCCUGCUCAUACCAGGAUAGGCAAGAAGCUGGUUUCUCCUCGCAGCCGGCUCCCUGAGGCCCAGGAACCACCGCGGCGGCCGGCACCACCUGGACCCAGCUCCAGGCGGGCGCGGCUUCAGCACCACGGACAGCGCCCCACCCGCGGCCCUCCCCCCGGCGGCGCGCUCCAGCCGGUGUAGGCGAGGCAGCGAGCUAUGCCCGCGGCAUGGCCCGGCGCUGCGGCCCCGUGGCGCUGCUCCUUGGCUUCGGCCUCCUCCGGCUGUGCUCAGGGGUGUGGGGUACGGAUACAGAGGAGCGGCUGGUGGAGCAUCUCCUGGAUCCUUCCCGCUACAACAAGCUUAUCCGCCCAGCCACCAAUGGCUCUGAGCUGGUGACAGUACAGCUUAUGGUGUCACUGGCCCAGCUCAUCAGUGUGCAUGAGCGGGAGCAGAUCAUGACCACCAAUGUCUGGCUGACCCAGGAGUGGGAAGAUUAUCGCCUCACCUGGAAGCCUGAAGAGUUUGACAACAUGAAGAAAGUUCGGCUCCCUUCCAAACACAUCUGGCUCCCAGAUGUGGUCCUGUACAACAAUGCUGACGGCAUGUACGAGGUGUCCUUCUAUUCCAAUGCCGUGGUCUCCUAUGAUGGCAGCAUCUUCUGGCUGCCGCCUGCCAUCUACAAGAGCGCAUGCAAGAUUGAAGUAAAGCACUUCCCAUUUGACCAGCAGAACUGCACCAUGAAGUUCCGUUCGUGGACCUACGACCGCACAGAGAUCGACUUGGUGCUGAAGAGUGAGGUGGCCAGCCUGGACGACUUCACACCUAGUGGUGAGUGGGACAUCGUGGCGCUGCCGGGCCGGCGCAACGAGAACCCCGACGACUCUACGUACGUGGACAUCACGUAUGACUUCAUCAUUCGCCGCAAGCCGCUCUUCUACACCAUCAACCUCAUCAUCCCCUGUGUGCUCAUCACCUCGCUAGCCAUCCUUGUCUUCUACCUGCCAUCCGACUGUGGCGAGAAGAUGACGUUGUGCAUCUCAGUGCUGCUGGCGCUCACGGUCUUCCUGCUGCUCAUCUCCAAGAUCGUGCCUCCCACCUCCCUCGACGUGCCGCUCGUCGGCAAGUACCUCAUGUUCACCAUGGUGCUUGUCACCUUCUCCAUCGUCACCAGCGUGUGCGUGCUCAACGUGCACCACCGCUCGCCCACCACGCACACCAUGGCGCCCUGGGUGAAGGUCGUCUUCCUGGAGAAGCUGCCCGCGCUGCUCUUCAUGCAGCAGCCACGCCAUCAUUGCGCCCGUCAGCGCCUGCGCCUGCGGCGACGCCAGCGUGAGCGCGAGGGCGCUGGAGCCCUCUUCUUCCGCGAAGCCCCAGGGGCCGACUCCUGCACGUGCUUCGUCAACCGCGCGUCGGUGCAGGGGUUGGCCGGGGCCUUCGGGGCUGAGCCUGCACCAGUGGCGGGCCCCGGGCGCUCAGGGGAGCCGUGUGGCUGUGGCCUCCGGGAGGCGGUGGACGGCGUGCGCUUCAUCGCAGACCACAUGCGGAGCGAGGACGAUGACCAGAGCGUGAGUGAGGACUGGAAGUACGUCGCCAUGGUGAUCGACCGCCUCUUCCUCUGGAUCUUUGUCUUUGUCUGUGUCUUUGGCACCAUCGGCAUGUUCCUGCAGCCUCUCUUCCAGAACUACACCACCACCACCUUCCUCCACUCAGACCACUCAGCCCCCAGCUCCAAGUGAGGCCCUUCCUCAUCUCCAUGCUCUUUCACCCUGCCACCCUCUGCUGCACAGUAGUGUUGGGUGGAGGAUGGACGAGUGAGCUACCAGGAAGAGGGGCGCUGCCCCCACAGAUCCAUCCUUUUGCUUCAUCUGGAGUCCCUCCUCCCCCACGCCUCCAUCCACACACAGCAGCUCCAACCUGGAGGCUGGACCAACUGCUUUGUUUUGGCUGCUCUCCAUCUCUUGUACCAGCCCAGGCAAUAGUGUUGAGGAGGGGAGCAAGGCUGCUAAGUGGAAGACAGAGAUGGCAGAGCCAUCCACCCUGAGGAGUGAUGGGCAAGGGGCCAGGAAGGGGACAGGAUUGUCUGCUGCCUCCAAGUCAUGGGAGAAGAGGGGUAUAGGACAAGGGGUGGAAGGGCAGGAGCUCACACCGCACCGGGCUGGCCUGACACAAUGGUAGCUCUGAAGGGAGGGGAAGAGAGAGGCCUGGGUGUGACCUGACACCUGCCGCUGCUUGAGUGGACAGCAGCUGGACUGGGUGGGCCCCACAGUGGUCAGCGAUUCCUGCCAAGUAGGGUUUAGCCGGGCCCCAUGGUCACAGACCCCUGGGGGAGGCUUCCAGCUCAGUCCCACAGCCCCUUGCUUCUAAGGGAUCCAGAGACCUGCUCCAGAUCCUCUUUCCCCACUGAAGAAUUCUGCACCCUCUGGACUUCCCUCUUCUUCCUUCCUUUCUCAGGCUCAAGGUGUGGGGGGCAAGGCUGAGUAUUAGGGGAGCUUCUGAGUUCUGAAUCUUUGGGUGACCUGCUUGGAGUCUCAGGUCCAAAUACUUGAAAUCUGUGAGAAGUCCAAGUUCAUGGGCUUUUGGAACUGGAAGAACUUUGUACAGCCAUGGAUUCCAACAUAAGCCAUGUUGCAGAUGAAGAAACUGACCCACACGGUGAGACAAGCACAGGUGGGUCUGACUCUUCCUCCCUGCCCUGAGAUCCAUCUGUCGAGUGCCCUGUUUUUUCCCCACUUUGAACUGACUGGUUACUCUAAGGAAGUGAACUGAGGAUGUUAGCUUUAAGCCAACCCAGCCUCUUUGUCCACAGCAGAGCUGAGGUGAACAGCUGGAACCCUGCUACAUCCGUGCUGCUCCAGUCUGUUCUGCUCAUGGCUCCAUCCUUCUGGCUGUCACUCUUCCUCUUCCCCUUCCCAACCAAACCUGAGCAGCUUUGAAGCAGAACUUGGGAAGGACAGGGCUGCUGCUGCCAGCGACACCUCAGAAAGCAUAGCCUCGGCUUCCUGCCCCAUGUGUCCCUGGAAGCUGUACCCUGACUCUGCUUCCAGAGGCCAGCAGAUGGUGGGUUACAGACGGGUCAGCCUGCCAAGUGCACCUGAGGGACCUGACCUGACACAAGCCAUUUUGUCCCUAGAGCCCAGCUGGGACUCCUGCUUCUCUAGGCAGGGCAGAGGGAGGAGACACAGCACAGGCACAGAGCAUGGGACAGGGACCCCCGAGUCUGGAUUCAAGUCCUGGCCCUGCUAGUAACUCAUGUGAGCCAGCUUGAGCAAGUCCCUUCAUCUUGCUAGAGCUCAGCUUCCUUGCCUAUAAAACGUAGGUGGCAAUGCCCUCUUCCUGAGGUUGCUGGGAGGAUAAGGCAGUGCUUGUGAAAAAGUCUAGCGCUGUACCUGGCACAGAGUAGAUGCUUCAUGAAUGUUGAGUCUGACAGGCAACUGGAGCUGGUGAGAAUGGGGUCCCCUGACUGUCAUGCCAGCCUCCCUCCCAGGCCCACUCUUCCCCCCUCUUCCCUGAGGAAACCAAGUCUCCCUUAUCAGGAAGAGCUGGGGGAGCUGGGAGGAACAUUACAGGAACACCAGAGGGAGUCUAGCGGGUGGGCAGGCUUCUCUCUGCAGCCCCCUCAGCAGUUUCAUUCCAUUCCUGGGCUGAACCCUUGCCCUGGCCCUGCCUCCCUUCUGGGUCAGCACCUCCUGACACAGGUGUGUGCUCAGGGACCCCAGGCUCUAGUCCUGUACUGGCUGUGGAAGCCUAUCACUGGGACAGGAAGCCAGUGGCUGCAGGAGACAGGCCUCAGCGCAUCUCGUCUGUCAGGAUGGGCUCACGGACACCUUUUCUUGGUAGCAGGGAGUGUCUCUGCACUAUGGAAACUUUCCCUCUUCUAGAGCGGAUUGGGAGUUGCCUGUAUUAUGCCUGAACCCUCCUUGAACUCAUGGUCCUGGGGAAGGCGUCUUGGAACCAGAAACAGCAACAGGAAAGGAGCCUCCCUCUGAAGGGUAGGAUGCCGGCCUGAGGCCCUCCCUCUUGGCUCUCCCAGGGCCUGGGCUACCCCGAGGCCCCAGCAGCUGCUGCUGUGGCUGUACUUGCUUUUAAUAUUUCCCAUACAUGGCUGUUGUCCAAGUUAAGUCACCAAAUGGUGCUAGAGGGGAUGGCAGAGAGCAGCUUGUCCAGCUCCUCUCCAUGACCCGGUUAACACACGAGUAAACAGGCCUAGAGCUUGUCUGCUGUUUGACCUCUUUUAAGACCCGGCUGUGCUGCAUCUACAAAAUGAAGAUGACAGAGCUAGCCGAGGUCUUCAGCAAGGAAGAAAGGGGUCAGUGUAUAUGAAAGGGUUACCUGGGCAGUGUCAUUCCCUCCAUCUCUGUACGCAGCCCUUUGGGAACCAUCACAAUAAGGAAGAGGUGAGGGCAGAGGUGAAGGAUCCACUGCCCAGGCAAGGUGCUACCAUGUGGUGGGAGAGUGUGAACCCUCAAGUGCACUGGGAAGCUUUGGGGAACCACAGUCUCUUCCACCCUUGGGUCGUGUGUCGUCCUCUUCUCUUGAUGUCAGGGAAGCCCCUAUGCCUCCUUCCCGUGGUGGGGCUAUCUCUGCAGAGAAUCGGGUGCCCAGCUUAAUGCUGGGCAAGGACUGGAGGAAGCUCCAGAUCUGGAGGUGGCAGAGAUACUGGAUGGAAACCUGGAGCAAGGGUUUGGGAGGGGAAGUGAGGAAACAGGUUGAGACUAUCUCCAUCAGAGAUGGCAAGGCCACAGGUGAUCUGAGAACUAUUUUUGUCUGAAAAGAAGGCAUGCACAGGCUCUCUGCUUUUGACAGGUGGCGUUGCAGUGGGAGGAAGGCAGCUUCCUGGCGGGGAGAUAGAAAUACUAGAACAGCUGGUACCAAGUUAUUGAAAAUUUAAAAGCAAACAAGACACAGCAGCCCCCAGGUGGUGUGUUCUACUGAGGAAGGCUACGGCAGAGGAAGGGCAAGACCGUUUCCCCCAAUGGUCUUGAAACGGAAGAGGAAACAGGGAGGGCUCUUUGGAUGGUUUGGGGACCUGGGGCUGUUUGUAUCCCAGUAUUAGCUCCUGUUACUAAGGGUCUGCUCUGCGCCAGGUCCUCAGCAUGCGUUGUCUUUAUUCCGCGUGACAAUCCUAUGGGAAGGGGCCUCCACCUACGUAACAGAAAUGCGGCUCAGAAAGACCAAGUGACAGCUAGUGAGUAGUGCUGGGCCUGAACCCCAAAGUCCACACUCUUGCUAUAGCCGCUGAGGCAGGCAGAAGAGCUCCUUGGGAGGAAAGUAAGGGGCAUUCAAAGCCUUCUCUGAAUCACUCCCCAAGCCAGAGUAGACCUGGUUCCAGUUGUCCCCCCCUUGUUUCCGGGCAGAGUCAGGCAGGUGUCAUACCAUCCCUCCCCGCCCAACCAGUGCUGGCCAGACUCCCAUUCACCGACCUUGACUAGACAGCGAACAGCCACCUUUUAGUAUUCAUCCCAACAGGUCCAGGCGGUCAGUGUGAUAGCCACGCAGUUCCUAAGGGACUGUAGGUCUAGGAAUCAUUAGGACACUCACUCAGCCACCCUCGAUGCCCCCAUCUUCCCCACACUGCCCUUGGCCUCCCCGCUCUGCACGCCUGGAGUAUUUGCACUGGUCUAGCCUACUCCAGGUCAGACUCAUUAGGAACUCAAGAUUCUCGUAAAGAAAGUUGUUUCCAAAGUUGUCUUGUCACUCUAUUUGGGGGUUGGGAGAGAGCCCGUGGGGGCCAGCGUUGGCGAAUACAGGAAAAAGGGAGAAUGCUGGAGAAACUGGACUCGUGAGAGCUUAAAGACAUCACAAGAAUCCAAAGAAAAA
Molecule: messenger RNA, 5857 nt
Organism: Homo sapiens (human)
Lineage: Eukaryota; Metazoa; Chordata; Mammalia; Primates; Hominidae
Gene: CHRNB2
Product: cholinergic receptor nicotinic beta 2 subunit
Exons: 6
Coding region: 268-1776 (502 amino acids)
Biological process (GO): monoatomic ion transmembrane transport; regulation of postsynaptic membrane potential; monoatomic ion transport
Cellular component (GO): acetylcholine-gated channel complex; plasma membrane; membrane
Molecular function (GO): extracellular ligand-gated monoatomic ion channel activity; monoatomic ion channel activity; acetylcholine receptor activity
Source: RefSeq, marked reviewed